AGUCUCCCUCUGGUCCACCGACUCGAAUAAAAUGGUCGGGGUGCCCAGUCGAUUUGCCGGAUGUGCGACGUGUCGCAGGAGGAAGAGAGGCUGCGACCGCAAGGCCCCUUUUUGUACCCAGUGUGUCCAAGCUGGGCUCAUCUGCGAGGGAUACUCUCGUAACUAUUCGGUCUGGAUCAACUCCACAGAUGGCGAGAAUUGUAAAUACACAGAGUAUACCGGCAGCGUACAAUCGCGUAGACGAGGGGCUCCAGAAAUUACUCUACACCAAUCGCUGGCGGGAACUGCGCGAGAGGUAAUGUACGUUGGACUUUAUCUCUCGGCGUUUCUACCGAACGGUCGCCUUUUCUCCAAGGAGGCAGCGCAAAUAUCCUCUGCUGGGUGGUUAAGAUACCUAGACAAAUUAUGUCAGUCUGAGACGGUUCUCCGCUUCGUCACCCUUGCUCACGGGCUUUCAAUGCUGGCGACGAGAGACAAUGACAAACAGCUGAAGCUCAAGGGUGUCCAGGCACACAGCAUGGCGCUGCAGGAAAUGCGCACAGCCCUGCGGGAUCCACAAAGGGUCACCGGCGAUGGGAUUUUGGCCGCUAUUCGGCUGUUCCGCUUUUAUGAAGUAAGCUGUGCUUCCUGUGAAGCCGGUCAAGUUACUCAUUCUUCUCAGAUUCUCUAUGGCACCGAAUCCAGUGGUUCGGAUAAAGAAAACCCCAAUCUUCAAAUCAGGGGCUACUACGCCCAUACCGACGGUGAAAUGGCCUUGUUUAUGAACAGGGGCUGGCAGAAGGAAUGGAGCGAAGCAGGAAUGUACUUACUCGUAAGCGGUCGGAUUGUGUCCUUCAUUCUAGGCGUGGGACGAAGAAAGCGUUCCCCCUUCAGCGACAGAGAAUGGAUGUUAGCACCCUGGAAGAACAGAACAAAGUCCCUACUUGACGGCCUGAGUGACAUCCUGAUCCAAGUUCCGGCCUUAUUGGAAGAGCUGGAUACCAUUAGAGCAUGUCCCAUUGCGGAGCGCAGUCCAAAUGCCUGGGGCAACUUGCUCGCACCUGUUACUGCCUGGAAGGAAACCAUGGGAGACCAACUGCAGAACUUUGAUUACACCAAAUCAGGUCAUCCUCCGCAGAUGCCACGGGUAGACAGGGACUUUGCACUGUUGCAUAUAAGCUGCUUCUAUUGGAGCUGCUGUAUCCUCCUAUACACAACAAUCCAUAUGGCCACGAUCGAGGCGCAUCAGAUUCACACAAUUUCUCUAUCCCAUGGGCCUUAUGCUGGUGGCUAUGGGGCACUGUGUUCAACAUUUCCACUAGGCAUGGCACUCCGUUAUUUUGCGGUGGCCCAUUUUUUCCCGCACGAGGGUGGCAUUCCAGGCGCGCACAAGCUUUUACACGGGUUGCCGGCACAACCUUUCAUGAAGGCGUAUACCGCACGUUUUGUUGGUCAUCUACACAAUGUUGACGUACCGGGGCAAUCUCUAAAAGACACAGCGGGAUGUCGUGGAGUAGAACUGAAGAUGAGACGAUGGUUGUUUGGCCCUAUGCUUGACCACAACCCGGGUGCUACAUAG
Molecule: messenger RNA, 1558 nt
Organism: Aspergillus eucalypticola CBS 122712
Lineage: Eukaryota; Fungi; Ascomycota; Eurotiomycetes; Eurotiales; Aspergillaceae
Product: Zn(II)2Cys6 transcription factor domain-containing protein
Exons: 5
Coding region: 32-1558 (508 amino acids)
Biological process (GO): regulation of DNA-templated transcription
Molecular function (GO): DNA-binding transcription factor activity, RNA polymerase II-specific; zinc ion binding
Source: RefSeq, a predicted model, not a curated record